This is a messenger RNA of Penicillium soppii, 1890 nucleotides long. Its product is annotated as transcription factor domain-containing protein. Gene Ontology annotation, molecular function: DNA-binding transcription factor activity, RNA polymerase II-specific; zinc ion binding. The record is from RefSeq and is a predicted model, not a curated record. Gene Ontology annotation, biological process: regulation of DNA-templated transcription. The coding region runs from base 1 to 1890 and encodes 629 amino acids. Lineage: Eukaryota; Fungi; Ascomycota; Eurotiomycetes; Eurotiales; Aspergillaceae. The transcript has 7 exons.
AUGUCAACUGUGCUUCCCAAAAAUACCAAACUACAACCAGUGUGUGACCUUUGUCAUUCACGCAAGGUCCGCUGCGACAGGCAAGAUCCCUGUGGCAACUGCCAGGAUGCUGAAAUCUCCUGUCGUCGCCAGCGAACUGCAAAGCGCAGAUGCACGAGUGAUCGUCGCCAAGAAAUCUCAAGUCCUAGCUCUUCUCAUGCUUCGCGGCUUCAAACGAUACCCGAUCAUGAAUUCGACGAAUUGAUAACUUCGCCGAAUGAAGUGGUGCCAUUCCUGCCAGUCUCUCGUGCCAAGCAACUUGGAUCAAAUCAUAUAUGGGAACCUAAAACUAGGAUCUUAUACGACCCCGUUCACGAUGCGCAAUCGACAAUUCAGCGCCAACUGCGCUAUCUGCCGGGUCUUACUCUAGAUAGACGAAGUGUGCUUGAAACAGCCUUGUCUGUCAUACACCUAUUAUCUGAUAACCCAAGAGCUCUGGUACAAGAGAACAAACCCAACCAUCAAGGCACAGGUUCUUCUCGAAUUCCGCCCGCUGAAUUCCUGACCUGGAUGUUGAAGGAUCUUAAAACCGAUAGAUUCGGGCCAUUUGUUGCAGAUUAUUUCAGGCACAUUGCACCAGGAACAUUAAAGCACAUGGGACUUUCACUCCUUCGGAACAAAGCAUCACAGCAUGAAUCCAUCAUUUACAAUGUUUGUGUCAAUGCGGUCGCCUACAAGUUCCUUACCACAACGAUCAGUCUUGAAGAUGACGCAAACCUAGCCCUCGAACUCAGGAAGAAUGCCACCGACUACCGAGCAGCAGCUCAGGCUGCAUUGAAACAAAUCCCACUUCUUGUGCCUCCGUCUCUGGGUUUACUACAAGCUAUUCUAUGUGGAGUUUUUCUUCAUCAAGGAUCGGGCGAUGUCGGAUUAAGUGGAGACCUGACCAAAGCAGCGUGCAAAACCUGCAUGGACCUCGAUCUUGCAGGAACUGUCCUACGGGGAAACGGCACAGACGAAGAACUCUUCUGCUUCCUUUGGUGCUACACUUUGGACAGGAACCAUGCGUUCAAAGUCAGGACGUCGCGGUGUCUUCUUGACGUCCAUUUACCGCCCACUUUCGCCGAUCUAUACCCAACCUACCCCAACAUCGCCGAGCUUCUCUUGAUCUACCUCGAUCUUGCUCGCGUGCAGGACAUAGUGAUAUCACAUCUCCCGGAUAGCUCAGUGAACCACCAUGUCUCUACCUCAUCGCUCUAUAACACUGGAGAAUACAUGCUCCUGCAGAUGCAAUACAUCCAACAAAGAAUGAAUCAGGUGAGCCUCGACCGCCAGACCGAAAUGUCCGCCCUAAAAUUCGCCUAUCAAUCAAUAAAAACCGGCAUCCUCUACCUCCUCCAAACCUCCUCCGACCAACCACUCCAUUCUGCAGACGGCUACCUCCAAUCCGCGCGCCAGGAGCUCUCAGCUUUGGUAUCGAUGUGCCACACAGCAGAGAAGCAAGCAGCGGUCAGCUUCUUGAACUGGACAAUUCUCCUCUACCCAGCAACCGCAUACCUAGUCCUCUUUUGCAACGUAGUCGCAACCUCCGACAUCGGCGACUUCAACCUAAUGAGAGCAAUCGCAGACUGUCUCACGCAGACAGGAAUCAGUUACCCGCUUGUGCAGCUGCGGACGCUAUUCCAGAAAUUCCUGGGGCUGUCGCAAGGCUUUUUCAGCGACGAGAGGAACGCGACGCAAAUGCCCGAGCCGAGACUGGAUGGCUCCUUGUAUCCGGGUAUUCCGUUUUCGAUGUGGGAAGGUGACGCAGAGCUUAACCAUAACCAGGUGCUUUUCUCUGGCGCGGAAAGCUUCUCUAGUAUGCUAGAGAUAGCGGAUGAGGCUUUUUUGCCGUAUGGGGACUCGCUUUGA